Meriones unguiculatus (Mongolian gerbil) is the source of this 8675-nucleotide messenger RNA. It is a transcript of the gene Nars2, whose product is annotated as asparaginyl-tRNA synthetase 2, mitochondrial. Bases 790 to 2091 code for a protein of 433 amino acids. Gene Ontology annotation, biological process: asparaginyl-tRNA aminoacylation. Gene Ontology annotation, cellular component: mitochondrion. The record is from RefSeq and is a predicted model, not a curated record. NCBI's taxonomy places the organism in Eukaryota, Metazoa, Chordata, Mammalia, Rodentia, Muridae. Gene Ontology annotation, molecular function: ATP binding; asparagine-tRNA ligase activity; nucleic acid binding. The transcript is spliced from 14 exons.
CCCCUGCAAGAGCAGCAAAUGCUCCUAACCCUGGAGCCAGUUCUCUGGCCCUCAGUUCUUUUAAUCAUGUGACUCACAUUAGAUUUCUGUUAGUCCUAGUUUACAGCAAUGUGAUGUGUAAAGAAAGAGCUGGGAGAAAACAAGAGAGGGAGUUCCUGAACUGAGUGGCGGUCAGGAAGAAGUCACCUGCCAAUCAGGCUGUCCUAGAGGGUGGUAUCCCCAGGCAGGGCAGCUGAUGGAGUGGAAAUAGCAGCAGGAUGUGUUCCCAGGCAGCAGAUGGGAGGAAAACAGCAUCGCAAAAAAGCUUGUUGAUACUUCAGAAUAAGGAGCUUCAGAAUAAUAACUGUAUUUGAAUUCCAAGUGAUAAUUAUGACCUGUAUUAUCUCUUUAAAAAUUUCCAAGUGUUCAUUUCACGAAUUAUAAUAACCACUUUAUUUAGCUCUUAUAAGGAUUAAAUAGCAUAAUACUUAGAACUUAGGACAGGAGCACAUUAAAGGUGCUUUAUGUUAACUUUCUUAACAAGUAAAAAUAAGAGGAUGGCACUUUGGAAGUUACUGUUGACCGAGGAUGAGUAAAUGUGGUGCCUUUAGGGGCUGCGCUGAGACGAGGUACCUCGUAUGUGAGGCUGAAAUAGUUUACACUUCACGCUUCAUAGCAUUUUCUAGCCACCUAGACUUCCGUUCCUCUGCACUGCGACCUUCGUUUAACCUUCUGGAGCCACUCUUUACUUAUCUGUGAAAGAAGGAUGAUAAUCAUUCAGACUUUUAUGACAACGAAAUUAGACAGUACAUGAAAAAGGGAUGGAUCCGUUCAGUCAGAUCCCAGAAGGACGUGUUGUUCCUGCAUGUAAAUGACGGAUCCUCUUUGGAAAGCCUUCAGAUUGUUGCUGAUUCAAGCUUUGACAGUAGAGAAUUGGCUUUUGGAAGUUCUGUGCAAGUCCAAGGGCAGCUGGUCAAAAGUCAAUCCAAAAGGCAAAAUGUGGAAUUGAAGGCAGAAAAAAUUGAGGUUAUUGGAAAUUGUGAAGCCAAGGUGUUCCCUAUAAAAUAUAAGGAGAGGCAUCCUCUGGAGUACCUGAGACAGUACCCUCACCUGAGGUGUAGGACGAAUGCUCUGGCUUCCAUUUUGCGGGUUCGCAGUGAAGCCACAGCUGCUAUUCACUCCUACUUUAAGGACAAUGGCUUUGUGCACAUUCACACCCCGGUAAUCACAUCCAAUGACUGUGAAGGGGCUGGAGAGCUCUUCCAAGUGGAGCCUUCAAGCAACAUGAAGGUACCUGAGGAGAAUUUCUUUGAUGUUCCCGCCUUCUUAACUGUCUCAGGACAACUUCACCUAGAAGUGAUGUCAGGAGCCUUUACCCAAGUAUUUACCUUUGGUCCAACAUUCCGAGCUGAGAAUUCUCAGAGCCGGAGACACCUGGCUGAAUUUUACAUGGUUGAAGCAGAGAUUUCUUUUAUUGAAAGCCUGCAGGAUCUGAUGCAGGUCAUGGAGGAACUCUUCAAGGCGACCACCGAGGUGGUUCUCUCAAACUGUCCUGAAGAUGUUGACCUGUGUCACAAAUUCAUAGCUCCUGGCCAGAAGGAUAGACUAGAACGUAUGCUAAAAAACAGCUUCCUAAUCAUUUCUUAUACAGAAGCAAUCGAGAUCUUAAAGCAAGCAUCCCAGAACUUCACCUUUACACCCAAGUGGGGUGUUGACCUACAAACUGAACAUGAGAAGUACCUGGUGAAACACUGUGGCAACGUACCAGUCUUUGUCAUUAACUAUCCAUUAUCACUCAAGCCCUUCUACAUGCGGGAUAAUGAAGACGGUCCUCAGCACACAGUUGCUGCUGUUGAUCUUCUGGUUCCUGGAGUUGGGGAGCUCUUUGGAGGUAGCCUCAGGGAAGAACGAUACCACGUCCUAGAGCAGCGACUAGCAAGAUUAGGACUUGUGAAAGCCUACCAGUGGUACCUGGACCUUCGUAAGUUUGGACCUGUGCCACAUGGAGGCUUCGGGAUGGGAUUUGAGCGCUACUUACAGUGCCUCCUAGGAGUGGACAACAUCAAAGAUGUUAUCCCCUUUCCAAGAUUUACUCAUUCGUGCCUUUUGUAGCUGAAAGAUUGACCAAUGACAAGUCCCUGAAGCCCAAGACUCCGCACAUGAGCACACAUCUAGAAGACUGGUGUUUGCAGUUUGGAAAUGUGGAUCCAGUGCGUAAUUCCUGGCUAUAGGAAAAAUAGAGAUGAUCUCGAUUUCUUAAAAAGUCAAAGGCUUUUCAUAGACAAAUGAACUCACCCAAGAAGAAAUACUUAGAGCAAGUGGACGUUUCAAGUCUGUGAUCUUAACUAAGAAAAGAAGAAGUAACUGGACCUGUUGUCCAGCUGCUGGAAGGCUGGUACAGGAGAGUAGCUCGAGCUUGGAUAACAUAUCAAAAAAAAAAUAAUAAAAGGGGGAAGACAUUGAAGUCAGGGUCUCAGACUCUUAGACAGGAUGGUAAUGUUUCGUCUUGAUUUGCCUUUCACCGGUACCUCACUUGCCUUUCAGUUUUUUUUUUUUUUAAAAACAUCUAGUGGCUAAAAAUAAGAUGAUGUUGGCUCUUUUCUUUCUUGCCACUUCAGCUGCAGCAAAUGCCAGUCUUCUUCUUGGUGCUUUACUCAACUUUAUAGAAGAAAUUAUUCCCUUUCAGAGUCUUAAUUGAUUAAUGAAGUUGCUAUUCUAAAUUGAAACAUCCAUCACAUUAUUAAAUUAUAUUUAAUAAGGUGAUCUUUUGUUAUAAAAGUUACGGAGAUAACAGUCACUUAAACUGUUUAAUCACUAUUCCAGUUCAUUUGUAUUAGGUGUUUAUAAAUACUCUAAUAGUCAGUAAAAUAAGGUUUUUAAAUUGAUACCUAGCAAAGAAAUUAUUUUUAAAUUCCACGUGAUCUUUCCCAAGUGAAAUUUGGAAGAAAGAUUUCUUUAAUCCAACGUAGGGGUGGAAAUGUGGCCAAACCUAUGGAAUUCUAGACUAUGGAAUAUUCUAGCCUAGUAGAAUGCUACUAGUGUCAGUUUGGGAGCUCAAGGUCUGACAGUUCCAACACUUGAAAAAAUCCACUUAUUUUGUGUCUAGUACUUGCACAGACUUGGACGUGUGUGUGUGUUUGUGUGUGUGUGUGUUUAAAAGUAUGCUUGGUCUGGAAGUGUAGCUCAGCAUUAGCUCCAAGCAUGCAUUUGCCUAGCAAGCUCGGGGCCUUGGUUUUGAUCCACAGCAUGGGUGGGACAGGUAUCACACUUUGAAAAACUUUGACUUGGGCCUUCAUUUAUGUGGACCUAUUACUGUUUGUAUACUCAGUAGAAUUUAAAUGUAUCUAAUUAUAGAAGGACAUGCAUACCUACAAUAAUUAAUUUUUAAAGUUUCAUUAGAUAGUACUUGCAGGUUAAUUAUCUUUUAAUUUAAUUUUAUAUGUAUGUUGUUGUUUUGUCUACAUGCAUGUACACCAUGUGUAUGCCUGGUACCACAGAGGCCAAAAGGGGGCAUCAGAUCCCUGGAAUUUGGAGCUAGAAAUGGUUAUGAGGCAUUAUGUAGAUGCUGGGAAUAGAACCUGGAGCCUCUGGAAGAGCAGUCAGUACCCUUUAACUGCUGAGCCAUCUCUCCAGCCUCUCAGGUUAAUUCUCUUUUUUGGGGGGAGGGGUUAGAGGUAGUAGGGUCUCUCUAUGUAGCCCUGAUUGUCCUGGAACUUGCUAAGUAGACCAGACUGGCCUUGACCUCAGUGGUCUGCCACCAUGCCCGACCCUCUCUUUGGUUAGUUCUUAAUCGGUUUGUUUAAGAGUGAGCUUCAAAACUCAGAGAGUUAAAAGACAUCUAAGAGUUGACUGUGUUGACCUGCCUGAGGCAGAGAGCACCUGGGCCUGGGCCACCUGUUUUUUCUUGAAAAGAUGCUCAUUCCAUUGCCGAAUCUAUAAUCAUUCACUGAAGGCCCAACUCCAGUCUACUUUCCCUGGGCUUACACGCUAAGUUUAGGAAAGGAUAGGAGGGAUAAUUAGGAUUUUCAUCAGACUUACUGCAGCCAUGAUUAGAGAGAGAAGUCCAUUUAUGUAUUCAAAGAAUACUGUUUGAGCUUCUUUUGUAUGUCAUUGUGCGAGGUGCUAAGCAGUUAACAAAACAGAAGUGAUUCUUCAUGGAAUUUAUAAUGUAUUGGAAAGACAUUAGAGAUAAAUGGAUUAUUUCAGAUACGAUAUAGAAAGCUGUGUAAAGAACAGUAAGCUUCUUAGAAAAGUCGUCUUUAGAGAACAGUGAUUUUUUUUUUUUAGCUUUAAACUUGGAUGGCUAAAGACAGAAAACAUUUUUUUUUUAAUUAUUACAUUUGUUUAUUUGUGGGGGCGGGGUGUGCUUGCCAUACGCAGGUGUCAGAUCAGAGAAGAACUUAACCGCACCCCAGAGCCUAUUCCCUCCUGUGGGUCCCAAGGAUCAAACUCAUGCUGUCAGGCUGGACAGCAAAAACCUUUCCCUGCUGAGCCAAGUCACCAGUCUGUAGAAAAUGUGUUAAGACGUUUGCACCAUUGGCUGGUAUUGACAUAGUGCUGAUAAUUUUUGGAAGUAGGGCACGCUCACACACGCACGUGUGCGUGCGUGCACACACACACUCAUACACGCUCACACUCCAGGGAGCUUGGGGAACUAGCAGUUCCAAAUCCACCCAGAAUCAUGCCUCUCAUGAUUUUCAAGAAACUAUUACAGAAUGGCAGGACAUCACAACAGCUGUGAUGGGAAGAGACUGAGUAAGAAGGCCUCAGCACCCAGUUUAUGUGAGCAGUCUUGGGCAAGCAGAAUCACCUGUGUGGUCAGCAACUAUUUCAUCUGUGGAACUCACUACAAAGGACAUAAACUCUGAGGACCCUUCUCUCUCUUAAUCUGUGUUGAAUGUUUUCACUAAGAAUUGUUGAAUCCUUGGGUCCUUUACAGUAGUCCCUAAUGCACACUGAGCUGCUAAAGGUAACUGACAGUUGAACAACAGAUUUGAGCAUGUUCAAUGUGUGCUGUAGGGUUGAAAGGGCUUAGGACAUUAAUGUGUAUUGUUUCACACCUUUUGCUAAGACUAUCAGUAGUGUCUUUUCCAAAGACUUCUUACUUCACUCUUCUUUGUCUGGAUAGUUGUUCGCACAUUGUCCGGUUGAAGCCAAACACUUGUCAUAUGCCUAAGGAUUUCCAUGUUUGGCCCAGCACUUGUAGUUUACCAGUAGUUGGACAAAAACAAAUAUUGGUGUCAGAUGAUGAGAUAUUUGUGAAAAAUGAUGGAAAUACCAGUUAAAACUGGCUUGUAGGUAAUAUAACAGGGAACAACUUAAAAUGUCAGCAGCUAACAUAUAAAAAACUAUGUCUCUGCAUAUAGGAAUAAAAACAUGAUUGUAACAUCAAUAGAACAAAUAGUUGGAUAAAUCAGUGGGCAGAUUUAUUAAACAGACAGUUCGCAAACAAAACGCACAUUUUUAAAAAGAAUAAAUACAAAUGACCAAUAAAUACACAGACAGAAACUGCUCAACACCCUUAGCUAUAAAGGAAAUUAAAAUCAAAACUGCAUUGAGAAUCCAUUUCACCCAUGUCAACAUGGCUGUCAUCAAGAAAAUAACAUGCUGAUGAGGAUGUAGAGAAGAAAUUUAUACACCGUUGGUAGGAAAUCAGCCACUAUGGGAAUCAAUUCAGGAUUCCUUUUUUUUUUUUAAGGCAACUAAAAAUAAAACCACCAUAUGAUCGUGCUGUACCAUUCUUGGAUAUAUACCAAAAGGAAUCAGAAGUAGCGUACCACAGAGAUACAUCACACACAUGCUUGCUUCUGCACUGUCCACAGUAGCCAAGACACAAACAGCCUACGGGGCUGUGAACAAAGGAAACAUGGCGUAGUUACACAGGGGAGUAUUCCAUCCACCUUAAGUGGAAUUAUAUCAUUUGCAGGAAAACGAUAGGACUAGAGUUCAUGUUCAGCAAAAUAAGCCUAACUAAGACAAAUACCACAUACUCUCAUGUAGAAUCCAGAUUUUUGUUUGAUUUGAAACAGGAUCUCACUGUGUGAUCCUAGCUGGCCUAGAACUCAAGGCUGGCCUUGAACCUUAACCCCCCCCCCCCACUCCAGCUUUAAGACUGAAGGCAUAGAAGAGGGUGAAGAGGGUUAUGGAUAUGAUCUAAGUACGUUUUAUACCUGUAUGAAAAUGUGAAGCCAAGCACUUUAAAAGUUCACUAAUGUUAUGCCUCAGUUAACACAGGGAUUGUGUGAAAAGGGUCUGUGGUAGCUUGAGUGAGAAUGACCAUUCUUGGCUCGUAUAUUUGAAUGCUUUGUUGGCAGUUGGCGGAACUAUUUUGGGAAGGAUCAAGAGGUGUAGUCUUGUUAGAGGAGGUUUGUCACUGAGGGUUCAAAAGCCCAGUCCAGGUCAUCUCUUUCUGCCUCUAACUUACAGAUAAGAUAUAAGUUCUGAGCUACUGCUCCGAUGCCUGCCUUCCUAUCGCCACACUCCCAACCAUGAUGAUCAUGGACUUACCCUCUAAAGCUGUUAGCAAGACCCCAAUUUAAUGUUUCUUACAAGUUACCUUGGCCAUGGUUUCUCUUCAUAGCAAUAGAAAAGUAACUGAAGCAAGGUUUCAUGGUGUUACCAAGGCUGGCCUAAACACACUGAUCCCCUGACUUAGCCUCCUGAGUGCUGCUGUUUACAGGUAUGUACAUGAAGCCACAGCUAGCACUACCCUCGUAAGUUCUUUAGGAAAAGAGCAUAAUUCAGUAGUGAAGAACUCAGUAGAUAAUAUCUUCUGUGUGUGUGUGUGUGUGUGUGUGUGUGUAUACAUAGAUUCCUAGAAGCUGAAGGAGGACGUUAGAUUCUCAGAGCUGAAGCUACAGGGGAAUUUUUUUGUGGGACCUCCAAGUCUUUGUGAUUAGACAGCAAACAACUCCUAAGCCAUCUCUGUAGCCCCAUAAGAAUAUUGUUAUAGUGUUUUAUAUGUUAAAAGGUUGAUUUGAGUUGAGCUAGGUUUUUCUUGGGAAAACUGAUUUUCAUUGAGAAAGAAAUGAAAUUCUAUUUACCCAACUUUCUCAGAUAUCACCUCCAAAUGGCAACCCCAGCAAGUCAAGAGUAUAAUCUAAAAGUAUGUUCUAAAAUAUAUAUUUUUUUUCUUUAUCAGUAGUUCCCAUUGAACGUUCAGUUUUUUAUUUUUCCAUCUGACUGUCCUCUUGGCUGGUGGCAGUUGUCAUGAUCUGAGGAGAGCAUAAUUGUGUGAGUAAUCCACUCCAGAUUAAUGCUGUCACCGUCUGACCCAUCCCCGAGACUGCUGAACUCUCACAGAUCCACAGGAGCUGUUUGACCUGUGCCCUUCUCAAACAGGAUCUGUGAAGUGCUUCCCUCUUCAAUUCCAGUGUGUUACAUUCACCUUCUGUAUAAACUGAGUCUAGACAUCAAGCAUGUCUGAACAGGCGUUGAAGAUGCAUUUGGUGAAGUAACCUUGCCUGUCAAAUGUCUUGCUUCAGGUCGUUAAUAGAUGAAAGAUCUUCAUUUGGAUUACACUGCUGUUUACUCAUAUAUUUGUUUUAAGCAAGUGGAUGAAGUGAGAACAUAAAAACACAGUUGAAAGAUGGAUUGAAUUGGUAAGUGUGUGGGGUAUUUUGGCUUCUGAUCAAUAUUUGUGUUCAGUCUAAAAUCUAAGCUAUGUGUAAUUAAAAAAGAAAUCAGUGAUAUUGAUAUCCAAUUUUAACUUCUUUAUAUGACAAGUUAAGAGUUAGGAGAAGCACUAAGAAAUGAGCAAAAAGCAUCCCUGAGCACCCUGUGUUAAAGUGAGUUGGCAGAACUUCCAUAAGCAACAUUUUGCCAGGCUGUGGCCAGCACUGCCUCCUGGGACCUGGAAUGUGUGGUAGCCAGGAACCCAGGGUUCUCUUAUCAGCUGUGGCUCCACAGAGCUCUCAUUCGGAGUCCUGUUUGGAGUGAGUUGUAAAUAUACAGCUUUUAUUAGCACAUAGCGUAGUCUCUGGUAGCCUUUAAGAAAACAAACAAAAAACAACUGCUGCCAGGUGCUUUCUAAACUGACGUUCAGGCAGACUCAUCAGUAAUUUAUUUCCUGAAGACAUAAGUUUAUGUAGUAGUUGUCAGUCUUAUGGCUAUCAUUUGGAUAUCACUGUACAGUUUCUAAAAUGUUUUCAUGUUUUGCAUUUGCUUACUUCAUAAAGCAGUAUAUUGUAGACCUUGUUCCCUUUUAAUGGAGUGGUCUUGAAAUUCACUUGAUUAAAUAAAGGAUAUCUUAAUUAAGAGAGAGAGAAUGAGUACAGAUAAAGUUUACUGCCCUCAGCCUCAAAAGAAACUAAAACCAAAACUUCCUAGUAACCAAAGAAUGUUGCAUUCUAAACCCCAGCAUGUUGUAAAGUGCACCUUUGGCCUCUAGUCUUUUUGUUCUAUAGAGGAAGAAGGAAAUUAAAAUUGGAAAAAACAAAACAAACAAGCAAAAAAAAAAAAAAAAAAAAAAAAAAAACCUUGCCACGAUUGCGCUUAAAUAUAUUCUAGUAAAAAGAAACUGAAAAUAGGGCAAAGGGCACUAGAUGAAGCAAUUUACUUAAGCUUACUCUGCCUCACUUAACCUCAGGAUGAUGUCUGAUGGAUGCAGGGUCACACAGUGUAUCCUAGGCUGCCUUCAAGCCUGUGAUCCUCUUCCUUCCCCUCUCAAAUGCCGGGAUUACAGGCAUGAACCACUA